Molecule: messenger RNA, 894 nt
Organism: Ostertagia ostertagi
Lineage: Eukaryota; Metazoa; Nematoda; Chromadorea; Rhabditida; Trichostrongylidae
Source: the annotation of a GenBank genome assembly
AGUGACAGUUCUUCUUCACCAGAUGAGGUUGUGGGAAGGACCAACCCUAGUAUACUGAUACCGACAGACGAAAGGUCUACAACAGAUCUUACGAGUAUUGAUGAACAAGACGAGGAUGACUACGAAAGUUAUGAGGACGAGAAUGAGCAGGAACAGGAAGAUGAUCGUGACAAAGAUGAAGGAGGAGAAGAAGUGGAAGAUGAAGAUAGCACAGUGCCUUCGGUAACAGAAGAAGGAAAAGAAGGGGAGGAAGGCAAGGAUAGCACUACGACUUCGACAACUAUCUCAACAGAGGUAUCUUCUGCGGAGACCGACGCAUUUGAAACAACGAACGAAGACGGUGAAGAUACGACGCCAACAGCAACCUCAACCCUAGCAGGGCUAGAGAGCACCUUGACAACAAUGAAUGAGGCAUCAACUAAGAACACUCCGCCGACAACAUCACGACCUUGCUUCGAUAAAAUCAACCCAAAUACCGGUAGAUCUGAUUGUCCUUUCCGAAGAAAUUUGUGUAUGGAGUCGAGAUAUAUACAGCUUAUGCGAGAACAAUGCCCUCGUACAUGCGGUUUCUGUGGCUUAAGAAGAGUCCAAAAAGCAGAACCUGAUCGAUGCAUGCAACGACUUGAUCAACCCUCGAACAGGACGUUCCGAUUGCCCGAAUCGUCGGCCGCUUUGCAGGAACAAUGUCUAUCAAAAAUUGAUGACGGAGCAGUGUCCUCGCACUUGUGGAUUUUGCAAUACAAGAUUUAUCAGGGCCACACAGACUCAAAAGGACUGUGCGGAUUCGUUACCAAGCGUCGUGUGUCUUACCAGGCUAAGAUUCUGCCAGGACAACGACACACAUAUAAGGCGGCAAAUGGAAGCACAAUUGGCGGUCCUGCCUUGAAGGGAUGA